AAGACAAGCGAUUGCAGGAAAUGUCAUGAUAAUCUUCCCUCAAUGAUUCCUCAUGGUUUCGGCAAUGACAUGUUCUGCGGGACUCGUUUCAGGUGGUUUCGAGGGAAGUUGCUGGGGCAAGGAGCUUUCGGGACAGUGUUUUCUGCUUGGGACGUCGACGGAAACGAUGGGAAAGGGCAAGUCGUCGCGGUGAAGGAGGUGGAGCUGAUGGGAUCGAGAGCUGGGAAGGUGGAGAGGGAGAUCAGCAUCAUGUCUGCAUUGUCGCAUCCUUCCAUCGUUACCCUCCUCGGCUCAGAGCGGACGGACACAACACUCUUCAUCCUCAUGGAGUAUGCACAUGGCGGAUCGCUGGCAGACCUCGCGAAAGCAAGCAAGGGCCUCGAGGAGACCGUUGCACGGGAGUACACAGCCCAGCUCCUGCUGGGGCUGGAGUACCUCCACAACAACGGCAUCCUGCACCGAGACAUCAAGGGUGCGAACUGCCUGCUCUUCCCUGCAAUGGACAACGAGAUCACAUCGGCGAAGGGAGUCGAGUCCUUGAAGAUGAUCGCGAAACUCGCGGACUUCGGAGCCAGCAGGAUGUUCGACGAGCCGAGCUCGGGCAGGGACCCAGCUGGGACGAUUAACUGGAUGGCGCCGGAGAUCGUUCUGGACAAGCAUGCGGGAAGGUCGGCGGACAUCUGGUCGUUGGGGAUGACGGUGGUGGAGCUGAUGACUGGGAAGAUGCCAUGGGAAGGGUUGAACACGAUGGCGGUGCUGAUGAAGAUAGCCAAGUCGGAGGAUCUGCCAGAGCUGCCCCCAGGGCUCUCAGAGACAGGGAGGAGCUUCAUCUUAUCCUGCCUGCAACGAGAGGCCUCGCGACGGCCC
Molecule: messenger RNA, 867 nt
Organism: Guillardia theta CCMP2712
Lineage: Eukaryota; Cryptophyceae; Pyrenomonadales; Geminigeraceae
Exons: 4
Biological process (GO): protein phosphorylation
Molecular function (GO): protein kinase activity; ATP binding
Source: RefSeq, a predicted model, not a curated record